Molecule: messenger RNA, 618 nt
Organism: Homarus americanus (American lobster)
Lineage: Eukaryota; Metazoa; Arthropoda; Malacostraca; Decapoda; Nephropidae
Product: cuticle protein 8-like
Exons: 3
Coding region: 2-472 (156 amino acids)
Cellular component (GO): extracellular matrix
Source: RefSeq, a predicted model, not a curated record
CAUGUCCCUCAAGGUUAUCGUCGCAGCGUGUGUGGUAGUGGUGGCGGUGGCCGACCAGGCUCCUGUGUACCACGCCCCUCCUGCCUAUGGCCCACCUCCCUCCUACCACGCCCCCGACCCCUACCACGCCCCCGACCCCUACCACCAGCCCGAGUACCCAGAGGUUCCCCCCAAGUACGCCUACAACUACGGCGUCGCCGACGAAUACUCCGGCGCCAACUUCGGUCACACUGAGACCCGCGACGGCUACAAGACCGAGGGCAGCUACACGGUGGACCUCCCCGACGGCCGCAAGCAGACCGUCACCUACGUGGACAACGGCGACGGUCUGGAGGCCGUGGUGACCUACGAGGGAGAGGCCCAGUACCCUGAACACAAGCCUUCCUAUCCCUCACACCCCGCCCCUUACGCCCCUCCACCACCAGCCUACGAGCCCGCCCCCACCUACCCAGCUCCCCCAGCCUACGCCUAAGCCUCUAUUCUCAUAUAGACAAAAGAUUUCAACCAACCAACCAUCAGAAGGAUUGUUGACAUCACCCCAUGAUGGUUUGUUUAGUUGUGUAUAUUUCAUACUAUUUAUAAUGCAGUGAUAUGAAAUUAUUAUAUUUUAUCAGGUAA